CAAACCCACAGCACGUGCUGAGACGCGAUAUAAAUACAGACACACACUGCCCGUCUGUUAGGAAACGGACAAUCUGUAAAUGCUGAUGGAUCUACACCACUUAUUAACUUGCUCUGGUUAAGAAGAAGAAAGCAAAGAUGGCACGUAAGACCAAAGGAUCAAAGAAGAAGGCUUCAUUCUGCACACUCCUCAAAUCAUCUCCCAAAUUCAGUGCUACAGAGGACAACUGUGGCGUUGGCCAGAUUCCUGAAGAGAUGCUGCAGAGGCUGAUGGUUAGAAACAGCCUCAAUCUGAAUCCUCCGUUCUUUCAGAGAAACGCAGUCACUCCUAGGCCGUGCACGUGCGGAAUAUGCUGCCUGGGUCCGAUCACCUUUCACCCUGAAGUCAAGGGGAAGCACGUGAAGCUGAGUGCAGGCGACCGGCGCGCGACCAGAAACCCGCUGUCAUUCCGUCACGGUGUGACUUUCAGCAGCCGGCCCUUGCGCGUCGGGGAGAAAGUGCGCAUGCGCGUGGAGCGCGCUGUAGCAGCGUGGCACGGCGCGCUCCGGAUCGGCUUCACAACCGUGCCGCCCGGUUCCGGUCCCAUGUGCCCUCUGGCCAUUCCCGAUCUCACCGAUCGACAGGGAUUCUGGGCGCUCCCCAUACCGGAGAAUUACUCCUCCCCACGCACUGAGCUGACGUUCUGGGUAAAGCGCACCGGAUACCUUCGCAUCCAGACGGACAACGGGUUUGAUCACAAAGAAGAAAUGUCGCAGAUGGACACGAGCAAGCCGAUCUGGGCCAUGAUUGACGUGUACGGCCAGACAACCUCUGUCCUCUUCCUAGGUUCAGAGAAGAAGACUUUCUUCUUCACGCGCCGCUCCUGCUCUGUUCCCAAAAUCAGUGCUACGGAGCAGAACUGUGGUUAUGACCCGAUUCCUGAAGAGCUCCUGGUGAGGAUGGUGAAUAGAAAGAGUCUAGAAGAGAACUCGCCGUUCUUUCCGAGCAAUGACGAUAACGACGAGCACUGUGUAGUGUGCUACUCCGAGACGGCCAGCGUGCACCUGGAUUGCGGUCACUCCUGUUUGUGCUCUCAGUGUGCCGAGAGGGUCAUCAGUGACUUUGGGACGUGCCCGUUAUGUCGGCAAAGCAUUCGCUGCUAAUGUAAAAAAAAAAAAUAAAAAAAAAAGCGAGAGAGAGUGCGAGAGAGAGAGAUGAUGUAUAGAAGUAUAAAUAUUGAAAACUGUAUUAUAUUCUGAUGUAAAUAUUUUGUACAAAGUGUGUCAACGAAUAAUGCUUUUAUAUAUUUAUUUUAUAUUUAUUAAACAAAAAAGAUGUAAAUGUGA
Ictalurus punctatus (channel catfish) is the source of this 1325-nucleotide messenger RNA. RefSeq names its product E3 ubiquitin-protein ligase NEURL3. Gene Ontology annotation, molecular function: ubiquitin protein ligase activity. The record is from RefSeq and is a predicted model, not a curated record. The coding region runs from base 138 to 1142 and encodes 334 amino acids. The transcript is spliced from 5 exons. Lineage: Eukaryota; Metazoa; Chordata; Actinopteri; Siluriformes; Ictaluridae.